GUGCGGAUGCGUCCGCAUGGCAACCGCGAGCUGUGUACAAGAGUCCGAGCGGAGAGGAGCGUUUUUCUUUCUGAAACACUGACACAGAUUCCUACUGUCUGUCCUCUGUCCGUCCCUCUGUCCUCUGUCCGUCCCUCUGACCCACACGCACGCACCUGGACGCGCAGACUGCGGAGCGGCGUGGAUGCGGCUCGUCAUUGGCGCAGACUGACAGCCAGUAAGCUGCCACCGCGGCAGGUCUGUAACCAUGACGGCCGAGGAGACGAUCAACGUCAAGGAGGCCGAGGUGAUCAAGCUGAUGCUGGACUUCCUGAGCUCCAGGAAGCUGCACAUCAGCAUGCUGGCCCUGGAGAAGGAGAGCGGCGUCAUCAACGGACUCUACUCCGACGACAUGCUCUUCCUCAGGCAGCUGAUUCUGGACGGCCAGUGGGAGGAGGUGAUGCAGUUCAUUCAGCCUCUAGAAGGGAUGGACAAGUUUGAGAAGAAAAGGUUCCGCUACAUCAUUCUGAAGCAGAAGUUUCUGGAAGCUCUGUGUGUAAAUAACGCCAUGUCAGCUGUUGAAGAACCACAAAAUCAGAUGGAGUUCACCAUGCAGGAGGCCGUGAAGUGCCUCCACAGUCUGGAGGAGUUCUGCCCGUCCAAGGACGACUACAGCAAGCUGUGUCUUCUCCUCACCCUGCCCCGCCUCACGCACCACGCCGAGUUCAGGGACUGGAACCCGAGCACGGCGCGCGUCCACUGCUUCGAGGAGGCCUGCGUCAUGGUCGCCGAGUUCAUCCCUGCGGACAGGAAGCUGAGCGAGGCCGGCUUCAGGGCGAGCGGCAACCGCCUCUUCCAGCUGCUCAUCAAAGGGAUCCUGUACGAGUGUUGUGUCGAGUUCUGUCAGAGCAAGGCGACUGGUGAGGAAAUCACAGAGAGCGAGGUGCUGCUCGGCGUGGAUCUGCUCUGCGGGAACGGCUGCGAUGAGUUGGAUUUGUCGCUGCUGUCCUGGCUCCAGAACGUCUCUCCGGGCGACUUCUCGUGCGCCUUUCAGCAGAAGACCCUGAAGAUCCACGUGGACCGGCUGAUGAAGCCCAGCAAGGCGGGCCAUGCCGACCUCCUGACUCCGCUGAUCAACCGCCUGUCUCCCUGUCCCGCCUCGCCCUUCCGCCAGAGGCCCCAUUCGGCCGACACCUACAUGUCCAGAUCGCUCAAUCCGGCCCUGGACGGCCUGUCCCACGGUUUGGCGGCGCAGGACAAGAGGAGCAUGGAGGCGAACAUGAAGUCUGCUCUGAGCCGGAGCCUUGUGGAGAAUAACGUGCAUCAGCAGGAUGAUUCACCUGAGAGGAAACAACCACAGAGGCCGGAUGGUCCCAACACCACACGCACACCUCUGACUCCUGGGAAAGAUGGAGAGCCGCCCUGCAGCACAGACACAAAUGAGUGCUGUGACUCCGAGGAGCACAUCCAGGAGUUUUACAGGCAGCACCUCCGUGUACAGCAACAUCUGGAGCAGAAGCAGCAGCAGAGGCAGCUGUAUCAGCAGAUGCUGCUGGAGGGGGGUGUGAAGCCGCAGGACCGAGCCCAGCACAACCUCACCGAGACCUUCCUGAGCAGAUCGAUACAGAAAUUGGAGGAGAUGAACGCGGGGAUUGACCACAAAGGAGAUGAGGUGAUGACACAUCUCGGCCAGCAGUGGAACGGACUGACGGGAAGCGACGGCGCCUCCAGUCCCAGGACCGCCAACGCCCGGCACACGCCAGACACGGGGCUGCCGAGGGACAAGCUCGGUGGUGUAAGCAGCAGCACCCCGUUGAGGACCGGGAGCCACGGCUUGCCCUCCCUCAGCGAGUCUCCAGUUCCUAACAGUCAAAGCGCUGAGAGGAUCCGAGCGCCUUGUCCCACGUCGCAAGAAGAUCCCGGCAGCUCUGCAACACGUAACACACAAGAGGUGGGGAAGUCCAAAGCCCAGUUUGUGAAAGUGAACCAGCUCGAGGACACACAGGCAGUACGCGCCGUGGCCUUCCACCCCUCGGGGGCGCUCUACGCUGUCGGCUCCAACUCAAAAACCCUGCGAGUCUGUGCCUACCCAGAAAGCCUGUCCACCAGCCCUGGUGCCGUAAAGCAGCCGGUUGUGCGCUUCCGGAGGAACAAACACCACAAAGGCUCCAUCUACUGUGUCGCCUGGAGCCACUGUGGACAACUGCUGGCCACCGGCUCCAACGAUAAAUAUGUCAAAGUCCUGCCUUUCAAUGCCGACAGCUGCAACGCCACAGGCCCGGACCUGGAGUUCAGCAUGCACGACGGCACCAUCAGGGACCUGGCCUUCAUGGAGGGCCCCGAGAGCGGAGGAUCCAUUCUGAUGAGCGCCGGAGCUGGAGACUGUAACAUCUACACCACCGACUGUCAGAGAGGACAAGGCCUUCAUGCUCUGAGUGGACACACGGGUCACAUUCUGACUCUGUACACGUGGGGAGGGUGGAUGAUCGCCUCCGGCUCCCAGGACAAGACGGUGCGUUUCUGGGACCUGCGGGUGCCCAGCUGUGUCCGGGUGCUGGGAACAACGCUGCACGGCUCAGGGAGCGCCGUCGCUUCAGUGGCGGUGGAUCCCAGCGGCCGGCUGCUGGCCACUGGUCAGGAGGACAGCACCUGCAUGCUGUACGACAUCAGAGGAGGCCGCAUAGUGCAGACGUAUCGACCCCACGGCAGCGACAUCCGCUCGGUGCGCUUCUCACCUGGAGCCCACCAUCUUCUGACAGGUUCCUAUGACAACAAGAUCAUCAUCAGUGACCUGCAAGGUGACCUGACCAAGCCCCUCCCUCAGACAGUGGCGGGGGAGCACUGUGACAAGGUGAUCCAGUGUCGGUGGCACCCCAACGAUCGCACCUUCAUCUCCUCCUCUGCAGAUCGAACCGUCGUCCUCUGGGCUCCGGGCUCCUGAGGGCCACAGAGACACACUGGUUAACAGCAGCAGGAGGAGGAACGGAGUUCAGCGCAGUGUGGGAUCACUUACUGCUGCACGGUGUGUCUGUGUGUGUUUGUGCACGUACACACGCAAACACAUUGUGAGCAUCAAUCCGUGUAUGUUGCACAGUUUAAAGGUGUGUGUAUGUGUGUGUGUGUGUGUGUGUGUACAUUGCGUGACUGAAAUAAUUUUAAGGUGGAAAAUCCAGUCACUUAAAAAAACUUGUACUUGGAUGUGUGUGUGUGUUUGUGUGUGUGUGCACAUUGUGAGCAUCAAUCUGUAUAUGUUGCAGAGUUUAAAGGUGUGUGUGUGUGUUUUUUGUUACGUGUGUGUGUGUUUGUAUACAUUGUGUGACUGACACAUUUUUAAAUUGGAAAAUUCAGUCCCUAUUAUAAAAUUAAUGUGUGUGAGCGCGUGUGUGUGUGGCAUUCUGCAUAUACAGUGCACAAAUGUACUGUUGCAGUUUCAGUGUAAUUAAAGUUGAAGUAAAGGAGAAGCUAAGUAAAGGAGCUAAUGGUGUUUUUUGUGGGUCCAUGUGAGUUUAAAUGCUUAAAAUAUUCUGUGUGUGUGUGUGCGCGAGCGUGCGUGUGUGUGUGUGUGUGCAUGUUUCUUUGUGUUUUGGGCCUUGUAGAGCAUCCAGAUGAAAUGGCACAGUUGUAGUUAGAUCAGAGAGGUGACUGAUAUGCCUGAAGUGAAAGGCAUGAGUUAGUUCACUGCGAGCACACGUUCAGGUUAGUUUAGUUAUUUCCUCUAAAUGUUAAACCUCAUGUGAAUCAGCCGUCGUCAGAGCUGAAGCGGCGCAGUUCAUGAAGCUGUGACCUGGACUCAUGUCGUGGAAGGAAGCCACGUUUGGUUAUGCAUAUCAUAAUGUGCCUUUUUGUAACAUUUGUAGACUGAUAGAUUUAUUUAUUUAUUUGCAGCUUUAUCCUACUUGCUCAUACGACUUUUUCCAUGUAUAGAAAAUGUGCGCACACGUGUAUAGAUUCCAGUUUUUUCACCACAUCUGUUGUUGAGAGUGAACUAGCACUUUGCACAAAUGCUGGAUGUACAGUUUGUUCAGGUUCGGAAUAACAGCGUUGAACAAAACUAAUUUUAAAUGUGUAUCAGCCCAAACAAUUAUUUCAAACUAAAUUAAUUAAUUGCAACACAAAAAUGUCAGUGUUGGGAAUUCAAUCAGGCUGCACCAAAUUUCACACACUCGUAGUUAUCAGUUCCCAAAAUAUACCUGAUUGUUUUCUUCAUCAAGAUCCAUGACUUAUUCUUUCAGAAAUCACGAAAAUGUCGAAAAAAACACCAUAUCUCACAAAGUUAAACAAACGGAAAAGAUUUUCUUCUUCAAAAUUGAAUGGAUUCCUCUCUCAGCCGUAGCACAUCCUUCCAACAAGUUUCGUGGAAAUCCGCCCAAUCAUUUUUGCGUAAUCCUGCUCACGAACAAACAAACCAAGCAAACAGACAGACAGACAGACAGACAGACAGAGGUGUAAAUGAGAGGAGAUGUUGGGAGACUGAUGUGAGGACAACGGUCAUGAUGCACUUUAAACUAAGAGAUGCUGCUAGACUGCAAAGAGUGAAAUGACAAAUCCAGGCACAUUUGUAUUUACUUUUACAAGUAAGAUUUUAUUUUUAUUCUCACUUUUUACUCACCUACACAGACACCUGAUGCAUGUGAGAGAGAAGACGGCACAGCGGAGAUUUCAAGUCAUGUUAUGCAUCAUAUUUUACAUGAUCUGUGGCUCAAUGGCAAAUUCAGCGUCAUUGUCCAACUGUGUGGUUUUAAGACAAAGUUUGUUGAAGGGGUCACUGGGUGUCAAACUGUUAUAUAAAAUAAAAGUGUUGUUCUUGCUUUUGAAAUUAAAUAAAGUAUUUUUAAGUUACA
Messenger RNA from Hippoglossus stenolepis (Pacific halibut), 4820 nucleotides. RefSeq names its product WD repeat-containing protein 47. The transcript is spliced from 16 exons. NCBI's taxonomy places the organism in Eukaryota, Metazoa, Chordata, Actinopteri, Pleuronectiformes, Pleuronectidae. Gene Ontology annotation, molecular function: protein binding. The record is from RefSeq and is a predicted model, not a curated record. The coding region runs from base 248 to 2920 and encodes 890 amino acids.